Sorex fumeus (smoky shrew) is the source of this 2614-nucleotide messenger RNA. It is a transcript of the gene EXOC3L1, whose product is annotated as exocyst complex component 3 like 1. The record is from RefSeq and is a predicted model, not a curated record. Lineage: Eukaryota; Metazoa; Chordata; Mammalia; Eulipotyphla; Soricidae. Bases 160 to 2379 code for a protein of 739 amino acids. Gene Ontology annotation, molecular function: SNARE binding. Gene Ontology annotation, cellular component: exocyst. Gene Ontology annotation, biological process: exocytosis; exocyst localization. The transcript is spliced from 14 exons.
UGGGAGUUCCCAGCUCUGGCGUGAAGGCUUGGGGACAGUGCCAACCUCAAGGCCAGGACUGUGUGCGGAGGAGGGAGAACUGGGCGCCUGGUCGAGCCUGAGGGACCUGUGGUCCAAGGAGCUGCUCCCCCCAGGUCCCUUGCAUCUCCAGAGCCCACCAUGGACGCUGCAGCCAAGGACGACGUGCAGCCCGCUCUUCUUCUUGGGCCUGAGUGGCCGGAGCAGGAGAGGGCAGAACAGCUGGCCAGGGGUGCUGCACUCAAGUGGGCCUCAGGCAUCUUCUACCGGCCGGAGCAGCUGGCCAGGCUAGGCCAGUACCGCAGCCGCGAGAUGCAGCGUACCUGCUCCCUGCAAGCACGGAUCAAGUCUGUGGUGCAGUCGUACCUGGAGGGCGUGAAGACAGGGCUGUGGCAGUUGGCCAGGGCGCUCGAGGCUGUGCAGGGAGCCCGGGAGGAUCUGGGCCAGGCACAUGAGCUGCUCCAAGGCACGAUGGACGCUGCCCGGAUCCUAGAGCCCCUGCGGGAGCGGCUUGCCCAGCACAAGCAGCUGCAGACUCUGUCUCAGCUGCUGCCCCGACUGCGGGCGGUGCCGGCUACAGUGGCCCACACGCAGACCCUGAUUGAUGCCCAGCAGCUCUUAGAAGCAUACGUGAGCCUACGGGAACUGGAGCAGCUACGCGAGGAGACUUGGGCCCCUUUGGGGGGCCUGGAGUUGCCAGUAUUUGAGGGGCUUGGCCCCCUGGCGGAGGCCCUGGGCCAGGCCGUGGAGGCAGUGGCAGGGGCUGCAGGGCAGCUGGCCCGGGAGAAUCCAGCCCUGCUGGUGGCCGCCGUGCGUGUGGCAGAGAUAGAGGCAGGGCGCAGCUCCUCCCUAGGGCAGGGCCCUCGGAACUGGCGGCUGCGCUGUUUGCGGGCCCUCCAGGAGGGUCUGGAGCGGACCCACUUCAGCACGUCCCUGCUGCCUGGGCCAGGGGCGCUGGCAGGGUGGCUGGAGUGCCUCCAGGUGGCCCUGCCCGCCGAGCUGGCUGCAGCCGAGGCGCUGAUAGCACCCUGCUGCCCGCCACACUACAGGGUGGUACCACUGUGGGCCCGCACCCUGCACGGGGGCCUGCGCCGCAGCCUACAGCAGCUCCUGCAGGGGCCUGAGCUGGGAGCCCCUGAUGCCUUCGCCUUGCUGCACUGGGCCCUGCGUGUCUACCUGGGGCCAGAAAUGAUGGGGAGCCUGGAGUUGGGGCCCGAGGCUGACGUGUCUCAGCUGGAGCCCCUUCUGAGCCCGGAGAGCAUCGAGCAGCUGGAGGGGACCUUUGUGACCAAAGUCCAGGCCAAUGUGGCCCAGUGGCUACAAAAAGCACUGGAUGGGGAGGUAGCUGAGUGGGGCCGUGAGCAGGCACCCGACACAGACCCGUCAGGCUUCUAUCACUCCCCUAUGCCAGCAAUAGUGCUGCAGAUCCUGGAAGAGAACAUUCGUGUGACCAGCCUGGUCAGUGAGUCACUGCAGCGGCGCGUGCAUGCCAUGGCACUGUCAGAGCUGGGCGCGUUCCUCAGGAGCUUCAGUGAUGCUUUGAUCCGAUACUCCAGAGACCACUUGAGGGGGGACACAGUGGCCCCUCAUUAUGUGCCCUACCUACUGGCUGCCCUCAACCACCAAUCAGCACUCAGCUCUUCGGUGUCCGUCCUGCAGCUGGACAGCUUGGCUUCGGGGGCCUUGACUCCGGCCGAGGCAGCGCUGGACGAGCUGCACAGGAGGAUCUGCCGUCUCGUGUUGGAAGCACUGCUGGCAGAACUCCAGCCCCUGUUCGCGGCUCUGCCAUCGCGCCGGUGGCUGUCGAGUUCGGAACUGCUGGAGGAAGUUUGUGAGCGGACCAAACGUUUUUCCCGCGACUUCUGGCGAGUGCGGAACCCCGUUGUCCAGCUGCUGCUGGCCGAGGUGGAGCGGACUGUGGUGCUGCAGUACCUGCGCGCCCUCAUGCAGGGUCGACUAGUGUGCCGCAGUGCCGAGGAGCGAACCCAGGCGGCCGAGCGCCUGCGGCAAGACGCUGCCCACCUUCGAGAUCUUUUCUUGGGUUUGGGUUUGGAGGGCAACGUUCAAUGCGUGCCUGUGCUGCUGGCCUUGCGGGAGCUCCUGAACCUCCGAGACCCCACGCUGCUUGGCCUCGAGGUAGCAGGCCUGCGGCAACAAUUCCCGGACGUGAGUGAGGAUCACAUCUCUGCCCUCUUGGACCUGCGCGGGGACGUGUCCCGCGAUCAGCGCCUGGCCGCACUCAGCUCCCUGCAUGUCGGCCCGCAACCCUCACCCCGCGCCGGUCGCCGCGCCCUCUUCAGCCUGGUGCCAGCACCGACACCCGCUCUGUCCUCCUGCCUCCCGUCGGGGCCCUGUGCCUGAUUCCCGGCCGCCAGCGUAAUAAAGUCCUGGCCCGCAUAUGCUUGAUGAGUGUGUGUAUGUGUGUAUUGGGGGACUGGCAGAUGAAAUCAAAGAGUCCACUGUUUGAGAGUCAAUGAGCAGCACGCCUAAGGUAUGCUGGCUGUCCCCCACCUCUCCCGGCAUGAGCCCUCACAGUGCACAGCGUACUCAAAUACCCAACACGCAGCAACCGUGGCUUGGUGCCCGCCUCCACUGU